This is a messenger RNA of Elephantulus edwardii (Cape elephant shrew), 546 nucleotides long. RefSeq names its product malignant T-cell-amplified sequence 1-like. The record is from RefSeq and is a predicted model, not a curated record. Gene Ontology annotation, molecular function: RNA binding. NCBI's taxonomy places the organism in Eukaryota, Metazoa, Chordata, Mammalia, Macroscelidea, Macroscelididae. The coding region runs from base 1 to 546 and encodes 181 amino acids. Gene Ontology annotation, biological process: formation of translation preinitiation complex. The transcript has a single exon.
AUGUUCAAGAAAUUCGACGAGAAAGAAAACGUGUCCAACUGCAUCCAGCUGAAGACCUCCGUUAUUAAGGGCAUUAAGAACCAGCUGAUAGAGCAAUUUGCAGGUAUUGAACCGUGGCUUAAUCAAAUCAUGCCCAAGAAAGACCCCGUCAAAAUAGUUCGAUGCCAUGAACAUAUAGAAAUCCUUACAGUAAAUGGGGAGUUACUGUUUUUCAGGCAAAGGGAAGGGCCUUUCUAUCCAACGCUAAGAUUGCUUCACAAAUACCCUUUUAUCCUGCCCCACCAGCAGGUUGAUAAAGGAGCCAUCAAGUUUGUUCUGAGUGGAGCAAAUAUCAUGUGUCCAGGCCUUACGUCUCGGGGAGCUAAGCUUUACCCUGCUGCCGUGGACACGGUCGUCGCCAUCAUGGCGGAAGGGAAGCAGCAUGCCCUGUGUGUGGGCGUCAUGAAGAUGUCUGCAGAAGACAUCGAGCAGGUCAACAAAGGCAUUGGCAUCGAGAAUAUCCACUACUUAAACGACGGGCUGUGGCAUAUGAAGAUGUAUAAAUGA